Messenger RNA from Mercurialis annua (annual mercury), 2336 nucleotides. Its product is annotated as protein terminal ear1 homolog. The record is from RefSeq and is a predicted model, not a curated record. The transcript has 5 exons. Lineage: Eukaryota; Viridiplantae; Streptophyta; Magnoliopsida; Malpighiales; Euphorbiaceae. The coding region runs from base 121 to 1929 and encodes 602 amino acids. Gene Ontology annotation, molecular function: RNA binding.
GAAAAUCUGUUUCCAACUUUUUCCAUUCUCAGCAGCAAUAACAACAACACACAGAGCGAACACAAAUAACAAAGUUCAAGAAAAAAACCAAACAUACUGUCCUUUUUCCGACCACCGUCCAUGGCAGAAGCCGGUUAUUCCCGGUUUCCCGGCAGUCUAGACCCAAGAGCUCAAGAGUUCCGACCAACAUCUCACCACCUCCACCACCAACAACUACAAAUCUUCUCUCUACCGCCGCCACCACAACUUUACUAUCCCUACACUCCUCCUCACACGCUUGGUUUUCUUACACCAGCGCCACCACCACCACCACAGCCUUAUGUUAAUAUACCGACAGCAACGCUAGUACAACCACCGCUAUCAGCAGCGCCGACGAGAACGCUGAUUCUAACCUCAGUACCGAGGGAAGUUAGCGAGUCAAUCAUUAGAAGAGAGUUAGAAGUGUUUGGAGCAGUCAGAGGGGUACAAAUGGAAAGAAUUUACGAUGGAAUCGUGACCGUUCAUUUUUACGAUCUUCGACAUGCAGAGAUUGCAUUGAAAGAAAUAAGAGACAAACAUAUCUUACAUCAAACUAGGUUAACAACUCUUCAUUCUCCACCACCUCCACAGCAACCACCGUACCAAGCGGCGCGUGGGCUCAUAACCGGCUGUGCCAUCUGGGCUCAGUUUGUUAUUCCUUCUUAUAAAGCUGUACCAGAUGGUUACAACCAUGGAACUAUUGUUAUUUUCAAUUUAGACCCUAAUGUUUCCAUUUCUUACCUCAAAGAAAUUUUCCAAGCUUUUGGUGAAGUUAAAGAACUGAGAGAGACUCCAUUAAAGAAGCAGCAAAAAUUUGUGGAGUUUUAUGAUAUCAGAGACGCAGCUAAAGCUCUUAAAGAAAUGAACGGUAAAGAAAUCAACGGGAAGCAGAUUGUGAUCGAGUUUAGUCGGCCGGGUGGCUACGGUCGAAAGUUUUUCAAUGCGCAUACAUCAAUUAAUACUGUUAAUAAUACGUUUAAGCUCUCAAAAUAUGCACCACCGCCGUCUCCGUCGCAGCCACCUUCUAAUCUUAUUAAGGGAAACCCUAAUAAUGAGAGCAAUAAGGAGGUGUGUUCAGUUGAAGCGUUGAUCGGAGAUGUGCAUGGUUCUACGAAGAGGAGUUGUAAUUCAAAGAAAACGCAAAAUAUUGAGUCUACAGCUGGUUCGAUCGCUGGUUCGAAUACUGUAGCAUCAAAGCAGCAGAGUAGGAGUAGGCCGUGGAAGAGUAGACCGGUGAAAAAAUUUGAUACUCGGUUUCUUAUUAAUGAAGAAGCUAUGGUGGAUUCAAAUUGCAGUGAUUCUAGAACUACUGUUAUGAUCAAGAACAUACCCAAUAAGUAUAGUCAGAAGUUGCUGUUGAACAUGUUGGACAACCACUGCAUUCACUGCAACGAGCAGAUUAUCGCGGGCGGCGGAGGGGAGGAGGAUCAGCCGCUGUCUUGCUAUGAUUUUGUCUAUCUUCCUAUUGACUUCAAUAACAAGUGCAAUGUGGGAUAUGGGUUCGUGAACAUGACUUCACCGGAAGCAACAUUGAGGCUUUACAAGGCGUUUCAUCAUCAACAUUGGGAAGUUUUCAAUUCCAGGAAAAUAUGUGAAGUCACUUACGCUAGAGUUCAGGGAUUGGAAGCAUUAAAAGAACAUUUCAAGAACUCAAAGUUCCCAUGCGAGAUGGAUCAUUAUUUACCCGUAAUAUUCGCGCCUCCUCGUGACGGAAAGCAACUCACCGAUCCGCAACCCGUCAUCGGCCAUGCCCAGAAGCAGCAACAAAAACAACACUCCUUCAUCACAGCAACUGUAAGCAGUGGUGACACAGACCAAGAAGAUCAAGAACACAGCAGCAGUAAUUACAGCAGCAGCAGCCAAAACGGCGGCGAUGAUGAAAAAGACAGUAGCAGUGGCAGCUUGGUCUAAUGGUCUAAAAGAGCUAGAGAAAGUGGUCUGAGUUUUUCUGAUUAUCUUGGAACUGGGGGAAGAAAAUGAAUGAAUAUAGUAAUAGUAGUAGGGUUUAGAUAUAAAAAUAUUAAGUGCAAACCAAGAAAUCAAUCACACUGGCUCUCUGAUAUGAACAUAUAUCCACCCAAUGAGGCUGUUGUUGAGCUCCGAGCCUAGCCCCACCACCUCACUACAGCUACCUGAAACUGACCUGACCCUGACCUUGACCACCAUCACUUCCAUUAACUCCUCUUCCUUUAUGUUAGUCAAAGAAAUUUGUAAGUUGCUGUUUUUUUUUCUUCUUUUUUAGAUGGUCAUGAAAUGUUUAUAACAUGAAAUCCUAAUGUGGUAUCUUUUCAUGAUCAGAAUGUAUGUAAGUUUAGUAA